Contarinia nasturtii (swede midge) is the source of this 584-nucleotide messenger RNA. RefSeq names its product general odorant-binding protein 19d-like. The transcript is spliced from 4 exons. Gene Ontology annotation, molecular function: odorant binding. The record is from RefSeq and is a predicted model, not a curated record. Bases 96 to 533 code for a protein of 145 amino acids. Lineage: Eukaryota; Metazoa; Arthropoda; Insecta; Diptera; Cecidomyiidae.
CUCUGAAAACAUCACAAGUGAUUCAGUAGUUAAUCAGAAAUAACUAAAUUUCAUCCAUUUCAAAUAUUUCAAUAAAAAAACUGAAAUCUGCCAAUAUGAAUUCGCUCAAAAUUGUUGGAUUAGUUUGUGUUUUGAUUUUGGCGGUGCAAGGGCACAUGACUGAUGAAGAUAAGAAGAAAUUGAUGGAAAUUGGAAAAGAAUGCAAAGAAGAAUGUAAAGCGUCGGACGAAGAUGUUGGAAAACUUUUGAAGGAAGAAUUGCCGAGUUCUGAGGGAGGAAAAUGCAUGCCAGGAUGUGUUAUGGAUAAAAUGGAAGUGAUGAAGAAAAAUGGUGCAACGUACGAACUACAAUGUGAUGUGAUGAAAAAGGGAGCCGAAGAAAGAAAAAUGCAUGCAGAUAAAGUUGAAAAAAUGAUGCAAUCAUGCCAGAAAUGUAACACUGAAAACAAGGAAGCAGAAAGGAAAGAGGCGGGUUUGAAAUUGGGAGAAUGCUUGCACAAGGCAUCAAAAGAAAAUGGCUUAGGACCACAAUAACUUUUGAGGACCAAAUAAUUCGUAACAAAAAAAAAAAAAAUCUAUUUGCUA